Messenger RNA from Chelmon rostratus (copperband butterflyfish), 1528 nucleotides. RefSeq names its product carbonyl reductase 1 (gene cbr1). Gene Ontology annotation, molecular function: carbonyl reductase (NADPH) activity. The transcript is spliced from 7 exons. Lineage: Eukaryota; Metazoa; Chordata; Actinopteri; Chaetodontiformes; Chaetodontidae. The record is from RefSeq and is a predicted model, not a curated record. Bases 101 to 928 code for a protein of 275 amino acids.
ACUCCAGCUCGCCUCAUUCUUGUGCCCCGAGCGGAGUUUCACUCCUCUCUGCAGCUUCAUCUCCGCAGGUUCAGUCACCACUGCAAGACCAGCUGAAAAUAUGGCCACCAGGGUUGCCGUGGUAACAGGAAGUAACAAGGGUAUAGGUCUGGCCAUCGUCCGAGCGCUCUGCAAGCAGUACCAAGGAAUCGUGUACCUCACGGCCAGAGAUAAAGGUCGUGGUGAGGAAGCCGUGGCGGCUCUGGCCUCAGAGGGACUGAAGGCCAUGUUUCACCAGCUGGACAUCAACGAGCUGGACAGCAUCACCACCGCUGCAGCUUACUUUAAAGACAAGUAUGGUGGAGUGGACGUCCUCGUCAAUAAUGCUGGGAUAGCAUUCAAAGGGGCAGACCCGGCUCCAUUUGCAGUCCAGGCGGAGGUGACCCUCAAGACAAACUUCUUCGCCACCAGAGACAUGUUGACUCACUUCCUGCCGAUCAUCAAAGCUGGAGGCCGCGUGGUGAACGUCUCCAGCUUCGUCGGCUCCAGGGCUUUGAACAGCUGCAGCCCGGCCCUCCAGCAGCGUUUCCGCAGCGAGGACAUCACCGAGGAGGAGCUGGUGGCACUGAUGCAGCGAUUCGUCGAUGAGGCCAAGAAGGGAGAGCACAAGCAGGGCGGCUGGCCGGAUACAGCGUAUGGAACGUCCAAGACGGGAGUGACGACCCUGUCCAUGAUCCUGGCUCGUCGCCUGUCCAAGGAGAGACCGAAUGACGGGAUCCUGCUGAACGCCUGCUGUCCAGGCUGGGUGCGCACCGACAUGGCCGGUCCGAAAGCCCCCAAGUCACCAGACGAGGGCGCUGAAACUCCGGUCUACCUGGCGCUGCUGCCGCCCGGAGCCACUGAACCGCACGGAAAGUUUGUCUCUGAAAAGGAAGUUCAGCCGUGGUGAAAGGGUUAGAGGGAGUGUGUGAGUGUGAGAGAGAAAAGAAGAGUAAACUGCCAAAAGGUCUAAACUUCCAUAUAAACUUUUUAUUUUAUUUUAUUUUUUUCAGAAAAAAAAGGUUCACCAUUUGAAAAUGUUACACAAACAUCAAUGUGGAAAGACUAUUACAACAUUUUUUAUUAAGGUAACACAUGAGAUUAAAUCCAACACAUUAUGACUUUAUACUUUAUAAGUUUCAGUUAAACUGGUCAAAAGUUGAUGCACAUGAAACCAAACUUACUCUUAAUUAAUCCAGGUAACACUGACGAGGUGUGUGUGUGUGUGUGUGUGUGUGUGUGUGUGUGUGUGUGUGUGUGUGUGUUUGCUGGGUUUCUCUGCAGCAAUAAUCACUCAUGAAUCUGGAGGUGCUGGCUAAUCGCUGGUGUUUUUGAUAAAACUCCAUUUUUACCUUGCCUUCAGUUGUAUAACAUUUUUUAUAUAACUUACAUGGAAAAGAGAAAACUCGCCUUAACUGGAUGGAACUUAAAUGACAAUAAAAAUGAUUUUCUGUCAAAAAAUGCUUUUCUACAAUGCUUUUGUGUCAAAAACAAUAAAUGAACUUCAAAA